Messenger RNA from Stomoxys calcitrans (stable fly), 1623 nucleotides. RefSeq lists its product as uncharacterized. Bases 120 to 1457 code for a protein of 445 amino acids. Gene Ontology annotation, cellular component: nucleus. Lineage: Eukaryota; Metazoa; Arthropoda; Insecta; Diptera; Muscidae. The record is from RefSeq and is a predicted model, not a curated record. Gene Ontology annotation, molecular function: protein binding. The transcript is spliced from 7 exons.
UACUUACUCAAAUUGGGUUAUUCACUGGCGUUGGAAGCUAAAAAUCAAAACAGAAAUAAAAAAAAUCCGAAAAAUAAUUAAUUAAAGUAAACCGAAUAACAUUAGAAGCCUUAACUUCAAUGAUGUCGAGUUCAGCUGCCGGGCAAUGGGUAAAAUUUUUCAAUGCUUCCGGCAUCCCUUCUCCAGCUGCUGCCUCAUAUGCCCAUAUUUUUGUGGAGAAUCGAAUACAGAUCGAUAUGUUAAUGGAUCUGAAUAAGGAGUAUCUACGUGAAAUGGGAAUCACUCCCAUGGGCGACAUUAUUGCAAUAUUGAGACAUGCUAAGAAUGUUAGUGAGCAAUCAGCUCGGGAUAAAGUACUCAGCACAGAUGUGGUACCAAUAGCAGCGGUACCCGCAAAUCCCAUUUUGCCUUUAGAAAAAACCAAGAUAAGGCUUAAAUCUACUGCAACAACAGCACAUCCAACUACAUCAUCUGCCGUCGUUGCCCCCAUGCCACCAAUUAAACCUCGUAGAGUCUUGCCAGAACAUGAAGGAAAGUAUAAAAUAAAACUGCCCUCUGGAACAACGGAAAGGAGUAAGCAAAUCUUGGCCAAGCAGGCCAAAUUAUAUUCGGACCGAGAAACUGUCAAAGAAAAACCAACAAUUUUCAAGAGGCUGGCCAUAAAGGAUACCAUAGAGCUUGACGAAGAUUCAAGUGAAUCGUCAUCGGUCAGCUCCGGCAAUGUCAAAGUAAAAAUAACAGGCAUAGGCAAUAAAACACAAACUUCAUCCUCAAUAUUUUCCCGACUGGGGGGAAAGGAAGAUGAUGCAGUUGCAAUGACAAAGCAAAUCAAGCCCAUACUAAAAAACACAGCAAAGAAUAGAUUGUCUACCAUUGUAAAAGCCAAAACCGUAGCUGUGCCAAUUGUAAACCCCAUGAAGCAAAAAGUUUUUCUAGUUAAAAAAGUCCCUUUGAAAGUAGACGCCGAUAAUGAGUACAACGAAAGCGUCGAAGUGUCCGAUGAAGAAAUGUGGGAUGAUGAUGAUAUAGAAACAUCUGGAGGUAGUGAAAAAUUUGUAAAAUUUGCUUCCACAGCCGAAGUUAGAGAAUUUCCCGCUAGAAGACAUAGCUCUCCAAACAAGAAGACAUUUAAUGCCCGUCAAGAUAUGAUGAAAGAAAAGCCCGUUAAAGCCCGUCUGGGCAUGAACUCCAAAUUACAUAGCGUUAAGAAACCCAUCCACUUCAAAGCUCCCCCACCUGCAAAACAGAAAAUAGUACCAAAAAUGAAAGCAGAUUUAAGUCGACGUGAAGUGCCCGUCCACAAACGCUUAGGCACAAAUCCUAAAACAGUCAGUCCAUCGGCAACGGUAUCCUCUAUCUCAAAACGUUUGGGAAAAGUCCAUGUUGCUGGCAAUGCACCAACUUCGUCUAAGUGGCAAAAAACCUCAGUAUUUGACCGCUUGGGUUUUAAUACAUAGUUUAAGAUAUGACACUUCAGUUACUUAAAAUACUCUACAUAGAUUUUAAUUUUCUUAUUUUUAAGUUACCCAUACAUCGUUUUGCCUUUGUGUGAAUGAGGUAAGCGUUUAAAGCUAAGUUUAGUUUUAUUUGUUUUCAACAUAAAUAAAAUCAAUAGACAUACUA